Molecule: messenger RNA, 2225 nt
Organism: Brienomyrus brachyistius
Lineage: Eukaryota; Metazoa; Chordata; Actinopteri; Osteoglossiformes; Mormyridae
Product: protein misato homolog 1-like
Exons: 15
Coding region: 111-1952 (613 amino acids)
Biological process (GO): mitochondrion distribution
Cellular component (GO): cytoplasm
Source: RefSeq, a predicted model, not a curated record
UCCCCCGAUUAAGAACGUCCAUCUUACGUACAACUCGUACAUUCUGACGAAUUACCAUAAAUCGCAUUAUAUUAAAAAUUCGGAUUAAACACAAUGGUUUGUAAUAACGAAUGCACAUACUACUUUGUGAUGCUCGUGAAAAUGUGGCGCAGCUUCAGCGGUUCGUCGGCUCGAGAAUGGGUGGCGUAUGUAGAGAAGUUGUGACCCUGCAGCUGGGACACUAUUCAAACUUUGUCGGGACACAUUGGUGGAAUUUACAGGAUGCAUCUCUGUCCUACGAUCCAGAUUUACUGGUGCCUCCAAAUGAGCUACAAAGCGAUGUGUUGUUUCGUGAAGGGUUGACGCUAGGGGGUCAGGUCACAUACACCCCCCGCCUCAUUGCCAUGGACCUCAAAGGUAGUCUCCAGACAUUACGGCAGGAAGGUAUCCUGUAUGAUACUAGGAAAGAGCGCAAGUCCUCAGCAUGGGAAGGAGAAAUGGUGACUUAUAAGGAGUGUCCUCCAACAAAGAACUCUUUUCUUCAGGAUUUGGAUAAACUGGAUGAGGGGGAAAUACUGUCUGAAGUGGAUUUCAACAUGUCCCAGCUGCCUCAGUGCCCAGGAGGGAACAGAUUGUCCCAGACAGGGUCUGUGGCCGUGGAGACGGUGAACAGCAGCUUGGAGCGUGUUCGGAAAGGGUACCAGAUGGAGGGCAGUGUGAGAGUGUGGUCCGACUUCCUGCGCAUCCAUCUCCACCCACGCACCAUCACUGUCAUUAAUCAGUACAACCACGAUGGAGAAUCCCAACGUUUAGAAGCAUUUGGCCAAGGGGAGGCACUGCUCCAGGGUUCUUUGCUAGAGGAGCUGGAAGACAAGCUGCACUUCUUUGUGGAGGAGUGUGACUACCUGCAGGGGUUUCAGGUACUGUGUGACCUCGCUGAUGGCUUUUCAGGCUUAGGGUCAAAGGUCACAGAGAUGCUGCGAGACUCCUACGGCAGUCGUGGAAUCCUUACAUGGGGUGUUGCCCCUGUCAGCUAUCCAGAUUCUAACCUGAUAAAAGAUGUGUACCACAUGAUGAAUUAUGUCCUGGGCACAGCCAGCCUGGCCAAUCACAGUUCCUUCUUCUGCCCUUUGACCCUCAGAGGUGGGCUGGGGCGACGGCCCUUGCCCCCCAUUGCAUUCCCUCACCUUCAUUAUGAUCCCACCUUGUGGUAUCACUCCAGUGCCAUUCUGGCUCUUGCCCUGGACUCCCUUACUGUGCCCUAUCGGCUGAGAUGUAACAGUGCCCCCAUGUGGCAAGUUGCAGACUCAUUGGCUGCGUGUGGAAGAAAGGUGGUGGCUGCGUAUGGAGCUGUCCCAUUUCCCAUGAUGCAAGGCAGCUGCCUUCCUGAUGCUUUGCACAGUUACAGAGAUGCACUACCAUGGAGACCCCUAUCAGCAUGUCGUGAGCUGAACGACAGGUGCUCCUUUGGCCAGUGGGUGACACUUCGUGGUCUAGAGGGACAGAAGCUAGUCAGCACUCUGACCCCCGGGAUACAGCCCCCCUCUCCAUUACACAGUGCCCGCUGUGGUGAAGAAGUUAUCGCCUCUUAUGUGAGCUCUUACUACCCUGCCAGCCCACUUGCUGUGCAGCUGGUUUCCAGCCCCAGUAAACUCACCCCUCCCUUCCCUCAGCUUUUCCACCAAACUCUAAGCCCACAGGGAUUCCUGCAGAGUGAGGCCACAUCUUCUCAAUCUGUGGUUGCCUCCGUCCCAGUGCUCUCCUCCCUCCAGUCUUCUCCAGCUCUGGGGCCCUGGCUGGCUGCAUUGCAGCAGGGGGCAUGUGCGCUCGAUCUUCGCCGCGUGGCUCCCAGUUUCUUGUCUCAGGGGCCUGAGCAAGCGGAGUUGCAGGAGACCCUGGAACAGCUGGUCAACCUUGCCCACUGUUAUCACCAUGACAGCAGUGGGGCCACCUCCUCCUCUGAUGAAGACUAAUUGGAACUAUGAGGAAUGUCCAAUGUGCAGUAUGAAGAAAUGCCCAGAGGAGUGGAAAUAUGAGGAUAUAGAAUAGGAGGGUCCAGUGAGGAUGAAGAACUUGAAGGUGUAAAACAGAGACUGAUGGAGGGAAUGUGUGUUUUAUAUGAAGUCAGAAGUAUUUGUAUCUCCAGAAUGAUUCCUGUAAGACUCCUUCAGAGACCUGUGGAUGUGUACAUAAGUUUUAUUAAAUGCUCUGAAUGCUGUUUCGGAUUAAAUGUCGUUCCAUUUUGA